CCAAUGGUUUCCACGUAAAGCAUGUGGAUUUGCUUCGUGGAAUGGAAAUUUUCAAUUUUUAUUCAAAAAGAACCGGGGGCAGGUAAUUAAAAAUGUUGAGAUGCAAUCGCGAAAGCCUCUCGAGCUGACGUUGGCGAUAAUCAAACCGCACAUCGUUAAAUCUCCCUUCGUGCUUCAGAAGAUUAGGGAUCUGAUAAUCGAUAACAAUUUGAAGAUCGUACGGUCGCGUAGGACAACUCUAACAAGAAACGAGGCCGAGUUGUUCUAUGAGGAGCACAAAGAAAAAUUCUUUUACAACCGGCUUAUGACAUUUAUGUGCAGCGGUCCUUCAGAUAUUCAUAUUUUAGCGGAUCACGAUGUUAUAGCGAAAUGGAGAAGAUUGAUGGGUCCUACGAAGGUGUACCAGGCUCAGUACACUGACCCAAAAACGAUUAGAGGGAUGUUUGGGCUGUCAGACACGAGAAAUGCAGCUCAUGGUUCCGAUUCAAUAAAAUCAGCGGAAAGGGAAAUAAAAAUAUUCUUUACUGAUUUCGAUUUCCAAAGAUGGCACGAGUAUGAAGAGAGAUUCUAUAACUUAGGGCAUCUGCAUUUUGAUCCGAUAGCAUUUAUACAUACUAUUGACACAAACUUUCCGAACACACCAGGCCAGGAACAGAUUACCAAAUAAAUUAUUUACAAAGUUCCAAAGAAGCAAAAAAUGAGUUGUUAGACUGCCAGAGAACAAGUUAUAAAAAAUAUUAAUAGAACAGAGGCAAUUAGAAAAGACAUUAUUGUGUUAAACGUUUAAUUAGACACACAGAGUUCUAUUAACAUGUGUACAAAACCAACUAUUAAUGAAGUGUAAAAUACAAAAUUAUGUUGUUAA
Ceratina calcarata is the source of this 865-nucleotide messenger RNA. Its product is annotated as nucleoside diphosphate kinase 6. Gene Ontology annotation, biological process: UTP biosynthetic process; CTP biosynthetic process; GTP biosynthetic process. The coding region runs from base 101 to 667 and encodes 188 amino acids. NCBI's taxonomy places the organism in Eukaryota, Metazoa, Arthropoda, Insecta, Hymenoptera, Apidae. The record is from RefSeq and is a predicted model, not a curated record. Gene Ontology annotation, molecular function: nucleoside diphosphate kinase activity. The transcript has 3 exons.